Neoarthrinium moseri is the source of this 558-nucleotide messenger RNA. RefSeq lists its product as uncharacterized. The coding region runs from base 1 to 558 and encodes 185 amino acids. The record is from RefSeq and is a predicted model, not a curated record. The transcript has a single exon. NCBI's taxonomy places the organism in Eukaryota, Fungi, Ascomycota, Sordariomycetes, Amphisphaeriales, Apiosporaceae.
AUGGAGAAAGACGAGAACAGCAAACCCAUUUUGUCGGAGCUGGGCAGGCCUCGACGAUACAUAACUGACCACUCUGCUGAUGGCAAGUCCGUUUUCAGCAAUACCCUCGAGGAAGAGAUUCCGUCUGUUGCCUUUCAUGGCACAAUCAUCUUUGACGCAUUCGUAUCUUCGCAGACACCGGUGGAAAUGAAUGGCGGUGCUGAUCUGAAAGCCAUGCAAGAAAUGCCCCAACUGGAAGGCCACGUGCGGAAGGAUGUAACAACUGUGCGUGUCGUGGACUGGCUUCCCGGUCAAGUGGCGAUUAUGCACCGAUCCGUGUCGAUCGACUAUGGGGUACUGAUAUCUGGUGAACUGGAACUCGCCUUAGAUUCUGGGGAGUCACGACUCUUGAAGCCGGGCGAUGUUGUCAUCCAGAGAGGCACGAAUCAUGCCUGGAGGAAUCCUCACCCAACGAAAACGGCGAGAGGGUUAUUUGUGACAGCUCCAUGUGUCCCUCUAGUGAUCAACGGAAAUCAGCUGGACGAACACAUAGAAUGGCCCGAGACGCCAUCAGUCUAG